CCUCACUCCCUGAGUUCCCCCACCUCCCCUCGGUCGCACUCUAACUGGUCGGGGCGGCGUUGAUGCAUCCCAUUGUUUUUAAGCGUCAAUUGUUUCAUCGUUUGUUCAGUUGCAGAGCAUCAGCCGAAGUACAUACAUUAUACCCUAGUGCGCUGUACUGUCGUUGAUCGUCUAUUCCCCCGAGUUGAUGUCCGCUACAAUUAUUCGGUCUCGAGAUCACCUGCCAUUCCCUUGGUCGCUCAAAUUGGUACCCUACUGUUUCAGGACAUAGAAAAUGCUCGAAGACAGAAUGGAGGCGCUGUCGCCGCGGUCGACGAACCAGAUGAUUAAACCCAAGAUCUCGAUGGAGCGCAAAGUGUUGGAUAAGAACGCCGCUGCGGCUGCCCAGAAAGCUUCGUCGAAGAACCAUGCACCUCCGCCGCCGUCGCUGGUUUUAGAGCCGGAGGAUGAUGGAGAGCGAUACUCGACGGGCGCGUUUCUUGGAAAGGGAGGCUUUGCGAUCUGCUACGAAGGGACGUUAUUACGUACCGGUCGCGUUUUCGCAAUGAAAGUAGUCAGAUCCGAGAUGGCACAGAAGAAGAUGCAGGAGAAGUUUCGCACCGAACUCCAAAUCCACUCGAAGAUGCGCCACCCUCACAUCGUCGGAUUCCAUCGCGCCUUCGCCUUCGAUAGUAGCAUAUAUGUCAUCUUGGAACUGUGCCCUAACGGCUCCGUCAUGGAUAUGGUCAGAAAGAGGAAGUGCUUGAGUUUGCCCGAGGUCCGACGGUUUAUGAUCCAGCUCUGCGGCGCGAUCAAAUAUCUACACAAGCGGAAUGUCGCACAUCGGGAUCUGAAGAUGGGAAACCUGUUUCUGGAUCAAAAUAUGGAUAUCAAAGUGGGUGACUUUGGUCUGGCAGCAAUGAUCAUGUCGGAGAAGGAUGAGAAGAGGAGGAAGACGCUGUGCGGGACGCCAAAUUACAUUGCUCCAGAAGUUCUCGACAAAAGUAAAGGGGGGCAUACCCAGAAGGUGGAUAUAUGGUCCUUGGGAGUUAUUUGCUUCGCCAUGCUCACCGGAUACCCGCCAUUCCAAUCCAAAACACAAGAGGAGAUUUACAAGAAAGUACGAAAUUUGGCCUACGUGUGGCCGAAAGGCACCGAAUGCGCCAAUCACAUUCCCGAAGAAGCCAAGUCUCUGGUCAGCUUGUGCCUGAAUCUAGCCGAAGAGGAGCGCCCCGAACCGGACGAUAUCGUGGAGCAUCCGUUCUUCAGGAUGUACGACGGCUGCAUACCUAAACGACUUGAUCCGGCUUGUUGCAUUGGAAGGCCGAUUUGGCUCAAGCCGGAGGAACCCCGCGGCGAUCGAAUGAUGUAUGGGAACAGCUUGGAGUAUGACGAGAAGUUGUCCGGCUACAUUGAACACGUGGAUGAUCCGAGCCAGCGGUAUUUGAUUUGCAGGGCGGCCUUCUACACCCUCUGCGGCGUGGGCAGAAAGCCAGACGGCACUGCCCGCAAAGCGGCAGGAAAGAAUUGUUCGAAGUCUGCAUAUGCCGAGUGUCUAGCCGAGGAGGAAAAGGGCUUCCAGCCGGUCAUACCACUACCAGAGGACAUCGUGUAUAGAUACCCCCACGAGCCGGUGGGAGACUGGAGCGACCCUGAUUCUACCCUCCUGUCCCGCAGAGAUGGAUCUUCAUUCGAAGACAGUGCCAUGUCACGAAAGAGCAGUGCACCCGCCCGGACCAAUGUGGCAUCCCUUACCCGAACUCAAGCGGCACUGGCUGCUGCUCAGCAGCGGCGGAAGGAGUCCCAGAGUCAUGCGGCGACUCUGCGGCAGCAAGCAGCGACCGGACGAGGGUCUGUCCGGAAGAUUGCCGCCGUCUGCGACCCGGUGGCCCCGUCGGCAAGGGCUUUGCCCGAUGGAAGAGAGCCGGAGGGCAAUCCUGCCGUCGUGCCUUCGGGCGGCCUGGCGGAGCGGCCAAUUCGCACACGGCGUGGCGUGGCAGCAUCGUAUUCGGGCUCGCUGCGCGACCUUGACAGGAACAUUGCGCCCCAGAUCCCCAAAUCCAGUACGGCACCGGAUGUUUUGGCAAUCGGAAAGACUCGCUCCCAGACCCGCUCGCAGUCCCGACGACUGGAGGCUGCCAGUCAAGAAGCUUGCCAUGCCCCUCUCGUUAAAGAGCGCACCGCAACUGUAGCAGUGGAUGACCUGCCGGUCAGAUCACGUCAGCCUUCGCUACGGUCGAUGCCGAAGUCCACCACCCGGGCAGUCCCUAAAGAAGCGGAAGACCCGAAAGAUGUGGUCAAGGAAGAUCUGAGACUGAAAAGUCACCCCGUGCGCCCUGACCCUUCUUCGCAACCUUUGAGUCGGUCUGGCAGCAAGACUGCCUCAUCUACCAGUAAGCCACGCUCGACUCUAGGCCUACAUCCCUUAUUCCACCUGGAGGAUCCAUGGGAGGCCUUGCCACGGACGUCCCUGGAUGAUGUAAACAUGGAUCUCCGGCAUAUGCUGUCCAACAUGGUCCCUCACUCAGCGGCUCGGCGGCGGGCUGGGCUUCGACGACCACCUCAUGCCUAUGUCAUCAAAUGGGUCGACUAUACCAAUCGGUACGGCAUCGGCUAUGUCUUGGACGAUGGCAGUGUAGGCUGCGUGUUCAAGGCCGAGAAUGGUCAGCCAGCGAGUGGGGUCGUAGUGCGAGAUGGCGAGAAACAUAUCCGGCGUAAAGCCCGUAGCCAGGACACACACGAGGGGGCCGCUUAUGUGUAUCCCGAGGCGGACCAGCUCAUCCCUCGCAACGGUAAGCCGGUAGAGUUUUACGAGAAUUGCCCCAGCGACUUUGCGGAAUGCCGCGGGGGGAUUCGGAGAGCUCUGAUCUCCCCGUCGUUGUUCGAGGUCAAGUCGUCCUCCAGCGGGUCCUCUGGAGCGGGCAUCAAGAUCCGCACCAACUCGGGUCUCGACUGUGCCCGGGCAGAUGCGGAAAAGAUCAAACGCGUCAAGCUGGUGGAUCAAUUCGGCAAGUAUAUGAUCGGGUCUCUAGGCCGACACGGGGAUGAUGCUGUGUUUGAGGACGAGUUGGGGUCCGGUAGCUCGGGCCAGUUCAUCAAAUUCUACCAACGACUAGGCAACGUCGGUGUCUGGGGAUUUGGCGAUGGGGCUUUCCAGUUCAACUUUCCCGAUCAUACCAAGCUCGUGAUCGCUCCGGGCCGCACGAGAAGUUCGUCGCCCUGGAUCGACUUUUACCACCUCUCGCCGUCUGCUGCCCGGUACCUCAGUACGAAGGGCAAGAUGCACCCAUCCGGGUUCGACACGCGGGCGGUGACUUCCGAGGAGGUUUCCACCUUCCUCGGCAUUGCAUAUGGCACGGGGGUGAGCUCUUCGGACGACCGGAUUCGCGACAUCCUCGACGCCAAUUCGUUCCUCCAGAAGAUCAGCUUCAUCAAGGAAGUGAUGAAAGGAUGGGUGAAGCAGGGGCGCCUCGGGGGACGAGCAGCGCCGGAUCGAAGUGGCGGCGCAGGCCCGAUGGAGUUGUUCUGGGAGGGAUCCCAGGAGCGGGCCGCGGGGGGAAGUGGCAGCAAGUUUGUGUGGGUGACGGUGGGCGCCCCGGGCGGAGAUGGCGAGUACCGGUCCGUGUCCCUGAAGGAGAAAAGACUCGAAGCCGAGGAGGACGGCGAGGGGGAUGCAUUACGGGAGCGGCUUCGGAUGCUGGGGAGACCACUGUAGGAGAGAGCGCGUCCGUGGUUUUUCUUUACGACGAUAUGACAAGCCUAUUGUUGGCGUUUGUGAUUUGCGCGGUAUAUUUUAGGGUUGGCAUGGCGCAGACGCCGUGUCCGGGUUGGUUUCUAUCAAUUCUGUAUUUGAUCACUG
This is a messenger RNA of Aspergillus ibericus CBS 121593, 3838 nucleotides long. Its product is annotated as CDC5/polo family serine/threonine-protein kinase. NCBI's taxonomy places the organism in Eukaryota, Fungi, Ascomycota, Eurotiomycetes, Eurotiales, Aspergillaceae. Gene Ontology annotation, biological process: protein phosphorylation; regulation of protein localization to mitotic spindle pole body; mitotic cell cycle. The transcript is spliced from 5 exons. Gene Ontology annotation, molecular function: protein binding; ATP binding; protein kinase activity. Bases 275 to 3694 code for a protein of 1139 amino acids. The record is from RefSeq and is a predicted model, not a curated record. Gene Ontology annotation, cellular component: cytoplasm; nucleus; centrosome.